GGAUGGCCCCUCCGGGCCCGGCCGGCGCCCACCCCACCCCGGCCGAGCCGCUGUCCCGCAGCAUCUUCCGGAAGUUCUUGCUGAUGCUCUGCUCCCUGCUCACGUCCCUUUACGUCUUCUACUGUCUGGCCGAGCGCUGCCAGACCCUGGCGGGCCCCGUGGUGCGGCCGUCGGGCGGCGGCGAGGAGGCGGGGGCCCCGGGGCGCGGCGCCCUGGCCGCAGGCCCGAGGGAGCUGGCGGUGUGGCCCGCGGCGGCGCAGAGGAAGCGGCUCCUGCAGCGGCAGCAGCGGCGGAGGCGCCGGCCGCCCGCGCCACGCGACGACGGCGAGGAGGCGGCCUGGGAAGAGGAGCCCCCCGGCCUGGCCGGAGGUCCCGGCGGCUCCGGGGCCGGGAGCAGCGCGGCCGAGGCCCCGCCGGGGACCCUGGCCCUGCUGCUGGACGAGGGCAGCAAGCAGCUGCCGCAGGCCAUCAUCAUCGGCGUGAAGAAGGGCGGCACGCGGGCGCUGCUCGAGUUCCUGCGCGUGCACCCCGACGUGCGCGCUGUGGGCGCCGAGCCCCACUUCUUCGACCGCAGCUACGACAAGGGCCUCGCCUGGUACCGGGACCUGAUGCCGAGGACCCUGGACGGGCAGAUCACCAUGGAGAAGACGCCCAGCUACUUCGUGACCCGCGAGGCGCCCGCGCGCAUCUCGGCCAUGUCCAAGGACACCAAGCUCAUCGUGGUGGUGCGCGACCCGGUGACCCGGGCCAUCUCGGACUACACGCAGACGCUGUCCAAGCGGCCCGACAUCCCCACCUUCGAGAGCCUGACGUUCAAGAACCGCACGACGGGCCUCAUCGACACGUCGUGGAGCGCCAUCCAGAUCGGCAUCUACGCCAAGCACCUGGAGCACUGGCUGCGCCACUUUCCCAUCGGCCAGAUGCUCUUCGUGAGCGGGGAGCGGCUCAUCAGCGACCCGGCCGGCGAGCUGGGCCGCGUGCAGGACUUCCUGGGCCUCAAGAGGAUCAUCACCGACAAGCACUUCUACUUUAACAAGACCAAGGGCUUCCCCUGCCUCAAGAAGGCCGAGGGCAGCAGCAAGCCCCACUGCCUGGGCAAGACCAAGGGCAGGACCCACCCGGAGAUCGACCGCGAGGUGGUGCGCCUGCUGCGCGACUUCUACCGGCCCUUCAACUUGAAGUUCUACCAGAUGACCGGCCAGGACUUCGGCUGGGAUGGAUAACAGUAUAAUUUAAAAAGAAAAAGAAAAAUAUCAAAAUAUAAUAUAUUUUUUUACCACUCGGUAGGGAAAAGGCAGUUUAAUAUUUGUGCUGAAAAUAUUUGUUUCCGUAUUUUUUUUUCCCCCAGUGAAUGUUAAAGAGAGUGUUCUGGCCUCCGCCCGCGUCUCGCCUUCCACGUGCCGACAUUUGGACCAGCAAAAAAGGAAAACCUCACUGGUCUAAAUACUUUCAGUUUUCUACUUUUAUUUUAUGUGUUCUAUACACAGUUAUAAACCACGAGCGUUGGUGGCCAUUGAGGGAAAUCCUGAGGGUAAAUCGAUCGAUCUCGGUGUCUGUCUCUGCCUCUCUGUCUCUUGUCUGUCUUUCCACGGGUCCCAGAUAAAAUGAUCUCUGCUUCUAUUUCCUCCCUUGUCACUUUUUUUUUCUUGCACCGCUUUUCAAAAAGCGUUUCCCACUUAAUAAUAUUCCCAUGUUUGUACACCGCUUCCCAGUUACCAUAGAACUUUUGAAUAAAGCACCUUUUGCCGUCCUUAUCUGAAGGUGGGGUAAGCGCAUAGCACAUAAAGAUUAUGAUUCCCUUUUUACAGAGAAGGUGACUGAGUCUCAGGGACGUUAAAUGACUUCUCGUAAGGCCAGAUGGUGGACCUUGGGCAAAACCCCAUCUUCUACCUGUUCCCUAUAUCCUGCCACUUGUUCCAGAGAGAAUUGGAAGUGAGGCAUGUAUCCUUUUAGAGACGGUUAGCUAGUCUGAGGACGAUCGGAGAUGGGACAGCGAGGGUUUCCUGUCGCCUUCUGAAGUUCCAGGCUAGCUUUGUGACACGCUAAGUCACAAGGAGUCACCCGUGUUCGAGGACACCGCUCAGACGUGGACAUAACGUCUUUCAAGGGCCAGUCUUAGCUUGUGGAAGUACCCUGAGAUCUAGAAAUCUUGGUUUUGUUGAGGUUGAGAGAAAUUACUGGAUCUGUGUCUGGAGAACCAGACAGACACUCACACUAGGAACCGGAAAAAAAUGGUAGGAGCAUAAGUUACCUAUGUGUGGUGUUCACUGUCUUUUUUUUUUUUUUUUUUUUUUAAAGAAAAACCCACUUCAGCAAGAGCUUAUGAGUAUGAACCUCCUUUUUUGUUACCUCUUUUUUUUAACAAAGAAAACCUGCUUCUCUUUGUAAUGUGUCAUUUCUAAUCUUGGAGCUAAUACUAAGAAAAAAAAAUAAAUGUCAUUAUUUUUCACAGGUCGAAGACUGUCACCGUCACUUUCUUUCUCCCCCUGCUUCCUGUUCAUACCAGGGAUAACCGAAUAUUCAUUAAUGUUUGGGAAAUAUUCUAAGAAACAAAGAUGUGGGUAAAAUGGCAGUUUUUUCCUUCUCCCCAUCUAUUUCUCUCCUCCCCCUCCCUUUAAAUAGCUCAAAUAAAUCAAUAGUUUAUUAAGAGUAUUCCUUUCCUCUCUGAGUGGGCAUUAACAAGAUUAGCAUUAAUGGGAAUUAAAUUGGUUUAGAGAGAAGCACAUAUGCACGAAAUAUAUAAAACAUUUAUAAUUAGUCUGUCAGCAACCUUUUAUUACAGUUGUAAACCCAAGAGGAAAAUGUCUCCCAUCUCCUGGAAGUUUUCCGUAUCUGCCAAAAAUUUAAAGGACCAGACCCUACAGUCUCCUAAAAUAAUAAUUCUUUUUCUUCUCCGGCGCGGUCAAUCAAAAGAAACUAGAGUUGUCUGCAAAUGUGCAGCCAAAUGUGCCUCAACCAUAGACGCUGCCUCAAGGGAAGUAAAUCUUUCCGGAGAGACCUAACACAGGAUUCAAAUGAAGGGGAAAAAAUUAUUUAAGUUUCAAGGUGUUCCAACAUUGCUCCAAACCCUUGAAUUUUCUGUACGAAUAUACCACUUAGGAGAGUUAAGAAAACCCCAAUUCCCCAUCUCCUUUGCCCAGUUGAUUGCCUUGCCUUCCGUGCCCUUAAUUUUCCAAGGCAGCACCCCUGGUUUUGUUAUUCUUAAAUCCUCACUUUGAGAAACGAGAUACUCAUCUGAAACUCUUUGCAUCUUUUCUCUUAACUCAUUUUGUUCAUGCCUCUGAUUCCUUGGUAAGCCUUUGCCUGGCAUUGCGCAGAUGUGCCUUGUGCAGGGAAACUAGCGCAUCUGACAGUUGUAUUCCGCCAUUUUCCUCUUGUUGUGUUAAGAAAUAAUAAAAGAACGGAAUUGAGUUCAAAGCA
Molecule: messenger RNA, 3420 nt
Organism: Leopardus geoffroyi (Geoffroy's cat)
Lineage: Eukaryota; Metazoa; Chordata; Mammalia; Carnivora; Felidae
Gene: HS3ST3A1
Product: heparan sulfate-glucosamine 3-sulfotransferase 3A1
Exons: 2
Coding region: 3-1223 (406 amino acids)
Molecular function (GO): [heparan sulfate]-glucosamine 3-sulfotransferase activity
Source: RefSeq, a predicted model, not a curated record